UGGAUAUUAAGAGUUGAAUAAAAGAGAAAUGACAGCCGUUAAAAUUCAAUUAGACUGGUCGCAGCGAUUCCAGAGAGCCGUCACACCAACAUUAGAAAGCAGAGCCAACACAGGCUACUUCAUGUAUUAAAAAUACCAGCAAAAUAACCUAACCCAUUAGUUUGUACUGCAAAGAGAGAGGAAGAUUAGCUAACUAUACAGACGGAGAGGUUCUUUCCAUGAGAGAAAAAAAAAAUUAUAAAAAGCUUUUAUCAGCCAACUGCCAGCAGCUGCUCGUGUUGGGAGCAGAUAAGCCACACUGCAGUCAGUCACAGUCGAGAAGGCGUUGAAGAUCCAAUGCGUCGCGUACAUUGAACGAAUUAUUUAAUUAUUUAUUUAUUUGUUUAUUUAUUUAAAACUGUUCAUUGAAGUGUAAUUAUUAAGAAAUGAUGAGGUCAUUUGAUACUAUUAACAAAUAAAUAAUAAUGUUAGAGGGGAAACUGUUCGUUCUUGUGUAUGAAUCACUAGUGCGUGAUCGAAGCAAAAGCUCUUCCAGCGAAUAAAAAUAUAUAAAUACCGACAAGCGAAUGCACGCAAAAGCAACAACAAUUUGUUUUGUAAAAUCCGCACUUGUGCACAAUAAAACGCUGCCAUUAAAUAACAAAAAUGGACCAAGUGAGCAUCUUUGAUUUGGCAAGUUACAGCUUCUUUGAAAUAUUUAUGCACAUAAAAGAGAACUGCGAGAGCGGAAGACCAGCUGAACUCGAGGAAAUCAAGUAUGCCGAUCUCAUUAGCUUUGCCGCUUGUUGCAAGCCGUUUGCCGCGCUGCUCCGUGACUGGAAUACGAAACUAUAUAACAGUCUUGAGAAGUACAUAAUAUUCAGAUAUUUAGAUAUUAACAUCGACUUUGAAGAGGUGCAUACCCGGUUGAAGAAUGAGUUAGCAAAGUACAAGGAAACCUAUUGGAGCUCCCUCAGCCAGGCCAUCAGGGACGCACCCGCAACCGAUGUCGAAUUGUGUUACGCUCCCGAAUCAUUCCACAGAGAUUACAUGGACGCAUUUGACACCGUGAUAGAUCAACUCAAAAACAAGACAAACCUGAAAGAGUUACACAUUGAUGUGUCGGGCUACACCCUAAAAGGUCUGGGAGGAAUUAGAAGCCUCGAGGAACUCCGAGAAGGCUGCACGAGAAGGGCACUCUUCAGCCCCUGCUGGAGGGAUUGGCCUGCACUCAGAGCAAAGUCCUCGACAGAUUGUACAUAGACGAGGCAGUGGAGUGUGGAUUUGACGAUCCGCAGAGCAUUGGGCUCGUGUCCCAACUGACCGAACUCAACCACUUGAAGAUACUGUCCAAACACGACUCUAGGACAUUAUGCGAGCAAGUUCUGAGAAUUAUAGUGGAGUCAAAGGGGAAAACGAGGAUUGAGCUAGACAAUUCGUCAAUAUCAUACGAAACAUGUGGAAAUCUUACACUUGAUUUGAGAGACCAGAAUGCAAACACCUCAGACUACAGUCCACUUUCGACUCUGCCAGGCUUUACUUCGGUAUCUGAAAUCGUAUCACUGAAGAGGUUGACGUGUGGAUUUGUCGAAACACAAAACGCUGAGCUCCUGGCGGAGCUACCGGAGCUCGAGGAAUUGACUAUUACAUCUGCGCCAUCAUACCCAGGAUCCCUCUGGGGCCUCCUGUCUGCUC
Molecule: messenger RNA, 1674 nt
Organism: Drosophila obscura
Lineage: Eukaryota; Metazoa; Arthropoda; Insecta; Diptera; Drosophilidae
Exons: 3
Coding region: 646-1242 (198 amino acids)
Source: RefSeq, a predicted model, not a curated record